Molecule: messenger RNA, 5625 nt
Organism: Alosa sapidissima (American shad)
Lineage: Eukaryota; Metazoa; Chordata; Actinopteri; Clupeiformes; Clupeidae
Gene: itprid2
Product: ITPR interacting domain containing 2
Molecular function (GO): signaling receptor binding
Source: RefSeq, a predicted model, not a curated record
UCUCCAGCAGGUUUCAGGACGGUUAAAGUUGUGGAGGAGUCCUCUCUGUUUUCCACACUCGCCCUUGUUAUGUUACUUUAUACUUUGUCCGGAAGCGGAAGCUUUUCAGUUCCAUGAAGUUCGGUGAAGUUUGGCAGAUGACACGGAGCAGCACCGAAUCUGAUCAAUAGAACUCCACACAGUAGCUUAGUGUUACAAUGGUGACUUGCCCCCUACUGCAGUAGCACACACGCUGUGUGUGUGUGUGACGGUGAGAGAGAGUGAGGGCGGGAGAACGCAGACUGACAUGGAGCAGUGCGAGCCCCCGAGCGAGCAUGAGCACCCAUGGAAGGAUGCCGCCAUGAAGAGGAGGGCCUGGGCAAAGAGCCGAGACUCCUGGCAGGCCCCCGAGUCCCAGGACGACGGCGGCUCCGAGGAGUGCCCGCCAGUGCCCGCUGCCGAGCCCGUUGAGGAGAAGCCCUCCGCAGCCAAGGAGCCAGGUCGGAACAACAAAAUAGCAAGCUGGCUUGAAGACUGCAGGACUCCUUUAGGGGCUUCUCUGGAUGAGCAGGGUGGCACACCAACCAAGGGAGUUACAAGGAAUGGCUGCAGCUUUGAGGACGACCUCUCCUUGGAGCAGAGGCCAAACCACCUCCAGCCCAACGGCACCAAAGCUGAGGUUCCAUGCUAUGGGGUGCCAGCUAGAGAGAAGCGCACUCAGUUCAAGCAGAAAGGCAGGAGCAUGAAUUCCACGGGUUCUGGCAGGAGCAAACACCACAGUGUCCAGGUACAGAACAGUCUAGUCCUGAACAGCACCACAGAUCUCUCUGUCUCUCUCGCUGUCUCUCUGUCUCUCUCUCUCUUUGUCUCUCUGUCUCUCUCUGCUGCUUUACCUUGUGUGUGGUGUGUGUGUGUGUGUCGUUUCCGGCAGAUUGAGGUGCUGACCACUGUGGCCAACGCCUUCUCGUCGCUCUACUCGCAGGUGUCCGGUCUACCCGUGCAGAAGAUCGGCAGCAUCGGCGCCAGCGUCAGCCUCGGUGGCGAGGCAGAGGGUGAGGCCAAGGAGCUACCGCCCAUCCCUCGCGCCCGCGCUCACUCCCACUCCACGCUCAACGCCGUCAAGAUCCUCAAGAAGAGCCUGACUCGCCACAACCUGCACACCCCACCGGUUCGCCCGAGGGGGGCGCGAGCGCGAUGGCGGCGGCGCCAACGAACUCUGACCCCGGAAACCCCCCCGGGGAUCGGGAUCGGCUCAAGCGUUUCGGCGGAGGAGCACGCGAGACUCGCCGAGGUGAAGCCGCAGAAGGCGUUCAGGAAGAAGGACUCGCCCUCGCUGGCCACUGUGGCCGAGGAAGUCGGACAGGGGAGCAGCGAGAGCAACGGGGACGCCCCAGACGCGCCUGUUUCAGAGAGCCGAGGGGACCAACCCCAGCCCAACACCCAGGCAGAGGGCCCUGUGCUGGGAAUGGAGACCCCGGUACUGGUCAGCAUCAGUGGGGUCUCGGAGGAGAGUGACGGUAAUGGACUGACCGGGGUCAACGCGAAGGAACUGGGUAGUGACCUCCAGAGGGCCAUCACCUCCACGCCAGACAAAGAGCCGUCCAACCUGCUGCCCAACCCGCUCCUCGACCAUCUCCGCACCUCCCCCCAGGCCCGCGAGUCUUUCGAGAUGGACGAGCUGCAGGAAGACGAGCCUGGCACCCGAAGCACAUCUCGAGCCGGCAGUGAGCUGCUGAGGACUGCCAGCCAGCAGUCAGACAGCAGUGGAUUCGCUGAAGACCCCUGCGCUGAUUGCUCAAUUAAUUAUCUGAAGAUUCAGGAGAGUUCGGACAGCUGCGACAGUGAGACCACAGUGACUUCCCACGCGGGCGACUCCACGACCCCUCUCAGCACUGACAUGGCCGCCCUCGAUCCGGACGCCCAGGCCGUCCUAGAGACACACAGUGAGGAGGAGGAGGAGGAGGAGGGCAAGAAGAAGGUGCCUGUGUACAACUCCCACCAUUUCUCUAGAUCGGCUGACGCUAUAGCCGCGCAGCCGGCCAGCUCUGCAGACGAGCCUGGUAUGACCACUACAGGGUCCACUGCAGAAGCCUCACCUCAGACAGAGGCUGGGGUGUCGUUAGAACUCUCCCCACCCAUGGAGGCUCCUGCGUCUUCUCUCAGAAGUUCUCCGGAAGGCUCCAAGCACAGCGCGUCUGACCUGGUCCGCACUGCCCUGCACCGGGCACAGGAGCGCUCCCCUUUGACGAGGGAAGACCAGUCGAGUCAGGCAGUGCCAACAACAUCUGUCCGGGCCCAAGGGGUGCAUAAGACCCGUCUGGGGCGUAUGCAGCGGUCCAGCUCGCUGCCCACCUCUCUGCUCAGUCCGUCCCGCGUGGUCUCCUCCAUGCACGUCCAGCUGGGCCACGGGUCAGUGCGGCUCUGCACCCCACCCACCUUCUCCUACCGCUACACCCCCGACUCGGACACAGUGCUGGAGGUGGGCUCCAUCAAAGAGGAGGGCAACAACAAGGAAGAGGAGGAGGACGAGGGUGAGGAAGGGCAACCCAGCUGCCGGACCACCCUCAUCAUCAAAUCGCAGACGGCUGCACCGACAACGGACAAGCCGUUCUCGCAGAUCGUCCCUGCGUACCCGUCGUUGGCGCUGCCUGGCCACCUGAACCUGUCCAACAGCUCGCUCCACAGCGGGCCCCUGCACGAUUGGCCCCAGCAGCGGACGCUCGGCAAGGCCGGCGGCUGGAGUAGCGUGCCCAACCUCGCGCUGGGCCAGCAGCAUGCCCCCUCGGCCACGCCCCGCCACCAGCAUCUGCCCCAACAGCUGCCCCACCAACUGCCCCACUUCCGCUCCCCCUACCCCACAGUGCCCGGCGGCUCUCCCUACAACAGCCUGAACUCGUCCUUCAACGGUGCCUUCCCCCAGACCUCGGGCAGCAGCUACACGCCGUCCCCGACCCCCUUCACGCCGCCGCAGAGCGCCUUCUUCACGCCGCCGCAGAGCGCCUUCUUCACGCCGCCGCAGAGUGCCAGCAUGCUCAACAGCGCCCCCUACAGUCCUCUAGCAUAUGGCGUUUCACCAUACAACUCCCCCUACCACGCCCAGCAGCAGCAGCAGCAGCCUGACGGUCGCUACAGCUCCCCACUCCCCCCUCAUGGCCCGAGUCCGGUCCCGUCCUACAGCCCCCUGGUCCACCCGCACAGCGCCCCCUACAGUCUGCCAUAUUGCACGCCGUCGCCUGGUCGCCUCGGUCAGCCCUACAACCCGCAGUACUCGGGGCCUCCCUGCUUCCCCUUCCCCCACGAGCCAGCGGCCCCGCCAGUCCUGUCCACCACGGAGAUGCAGCUCCGCAGGGUCCUGCACGAGAUCCGGGGGACCGUGCAGAGCCUGGCCCGGGGCUCUACCCCGUGUCCUGACGACAUUCCUGCUGAUGCCUUCAGUCCACAGAGGUCCAUUCAAACGCUCUAUGAGGAUCUGCAGAUGAGGAAGAGGAGUUUGUGUAUGUUCCGCACGCAGAUGAUGGACCUGGAGCUGUCCCUGAUGAGGCAGCAGUCUCAGGUCUACCAGCACCUCAGUCAGGAGGAUAGGAUGGAGGCGGAACAGCUGCAGUGUCUGCGUGGUUCAGUCAGGCAGGAGCUGCAGGAGUUGGAGCUGCAGGUGGAGGAUCGGCUCCUGGCGCUGAACGAGCAGCUCCGCGCCGCUCAGCAUCGUGGCCUCUACUGCCACCCUAUGGCCAUGCACAGAGGUCACAGUCUGGACAGCCUGUCCAACGCCUCGGCCCUGGAGCCGGUGUCUGACCUCCUGCGGGAGCAGCUGUACCUGCAGUCGGAGCUGGGGGGCAUGAGCCGCGCCACCACCCCCAUGUCGGGCCGCUCCUCGGGCACCGUCAGCCCCGUGCGGAGCCACAGGGCCACCUCCGGGCACUCCUCCCCCCAGAGGGGAGCCCUCUACCGGGCCACGGUCAGCCUCACCCCGGCCCCCCCUCCACGGCCAGGUGUGGAGCCCUCAGAGCAGCCUCUGGCUGCCGCGGAGGAGGUGGAUGGAGAGGGGAGGACGGAGAUGCGCUCGCUAGCGGUGGAGCAGGGGAGUCAGGCAGCUAUUAACCCCCAUCUGCUGCAGGAGAGAGGGAAAGAAGGGGUAGCAGCAGCAGGAGGAGGAGGAGGAGGAGGAGGAGGAGCUGAAAGAGGAGCCGAUAACCCACACCUGCAACAGCUGAUCAAAGAGAUCAAAGACAGCAUCGCUGACGAGAUCCGGCAGGAGAUCCGGCAGGAGAUCGUGAGCGAGCUCCUCGCCGCCGUCUCUCCUAGGAGAGCGCUGGCGGUGUCGAGGGAGCAGCCUUGAGCCGAGCGUACGCACACACACACACUGGUGGAUUUACAAGAGAGCUGAAGAAAAAUGAGGAGGAAUAAAAACCACAAGCUUCUACUGAAGAGUUUGUGUGUUGAACACUGUUGAAGCCUGCACUGAGGAGAGGCCUGCCUGGCCAGCUCAGACCAGUCCAAACUACCACCACAUCCCCACCCCCCCACCUACUAGACCUCGGGUCAUUCAUGGGAAAGAGACACAUGGACCGCUUUUUCUCCACACACACACACACACACACACACCAACACUGCUGUAUGUGGACGAUGUGCUGAUCAGAACUGUGACCCGGCUGCUUACUUGGGCUGGGCUGGGCUGGGUGUGUGUGUGUGUGUGUGUGUGGGGGGGGGGGUGGAGGGGGUGGAAAGGGGUGAGGAGGGCAGGGGGUCUGGGAUGGUGACCUGGCUGUAUUGAUGGUACAAUGUUGAAUUCUGAUGCCUUUGUGGAACGUGCUUAAGUAUGUGCUGUUGGUCCACGUGCAUGUCCGUUUGUCGAAAGGUGAACAAGUUCGAAGAGGCCGGCUGUCUGUCUGUCUGUCUGUGUGGAUACAUAUACUGUACGUUUGUGUCUUUAGUGUGAAUGUGUUUGUGUCUGUCUGGAUUCAUAUGUGAAACUGUGUAUGUCUUUUUUCCAGAUCAGUGUCUACUGUACAAACAGACCCACUGUCCUAUUCUCUUCUAAUGCAGCCUCUGUGAGGAACUAACUGUGCAAUAUAUUUCACUCGCAACUUGAAUUGACCAAUAGCAACUACUGUUUUUAGGUGUGCCACUUCUGAAGGUUCUCCUCAGCCACGCGUAUUUGUUUCUGCUCGUUGGCUAUAUUUAUGUCUGUAAUCUAUCACGCUCUCCUAACGAGGACAAAGAACUAAAAUAGCCUGAAGCACAUUCCUAAAUAAGUUUUGCCUCUGUAGACAGCACUACUUUAGGUCGUUGUUUUCUUUUUUUACAUGUGGUCUAACACAGAGACUAGAGCUAAGAGUUUGGAUGCGGAUGGACACUAAAGUGUUUUCAUCAGGCCUUAGCAAGGGAGAGGGACAACAGGGAUUGUUGUCGCUGUUGUUUGUGUUGUUUUUGUUGUUGUAUUUGUUGUUGUUUUUGUUGUCGUUUGUCUUUCAGUUUGGAAAUGAUUUGUAAUACUAAUUGAUUCAUAGUACCUGUACGUAUGACUGCAGUUCAUGUGCUAGCCAAGCACAUUGUUUUUAAAGGGACUUGCUAACUUGUCACCUUUGGGAUGCAUGAGGGACGAUGUCUACAGCAAAUCAUUAAUAAAGAUUUAUUUAUUUUGAGUAA